AACACUGUUUUGCGCGUACUACCAACGGACCUUCUCUGUCAAGGAGGGGGACGUUUCGGAUCGCUUUAGUAAUGGCGGAAACAUGUGGCCAAAUCCUCCUCGGGUCUGGAUUAACAAUCCUUUCCCACCCUCUUAUGUACAUCAAGGUUUUAGUUCAGGUUGGACAUGAACCUCUUCCUCCUACUCUAGGCAGAAAUAUGUUUGGUCGACAAGUGUACCAGCUUCCAGGUCUCUUUGCAUACGCCAAACACAUCAUCAAGAUCGAUGGCAAAUCAGGCCUGUUUAAGGGCCUCGCCCCAAGGCUUUGUGCUGGGACCAUUGGCACCAUUGUUCACAGUAAAGUCUUGCAGAAAUGCCAGGAUGAAAAAAUUGAGAUAUUGGGAAGCAGUCAGAAAGCAGAGGAGGGUUCUCUGGAACAUGUAGUAAAUGAGACCACUAAAGAGAUGAUUGCACGCUCAUGUGCUACAAUUGUCACACACCCUUUUCAUGUGAUCACUCUCAGAUGCAUGGUCCAGUUUAUUGGUAGAGAAGCCAAAUACAGUGGUGUCUUUGACUCCAUACUUACCAUCUACAGAGAAGAUGGAAUCCUGGGUUUUUUCGCUGGCCUCAUUCCUCGUCUUCUGGGUGACGUUCUUUCCCUGUGGAUCUGCAACAUGCUUGCUCACUUCAUAAACACUUACGCUAUAGACGACUCGACGAGUCAUACAGGAGAAAUCAAAAACUGCUCUCAAGCUGUUACCGGGUUUUUUGCAAGUAUGCUGACGUAUCCAUUUGUAUUGGUGUCCAACCUGAUGGCUGUUAAUAACUGUGGGCUGGCUGGAGGUCUGCCACCUUAUGCUGCCGUUUAUCCCAACUGGCUCCACUGCUGGGGUCACCUGAGCCGAGAGGGCAACAUGAGCAGAGGCAACAGUCUGUUCUUCAGGAAGUUGCCUGCGGGGAAGAUGUAUGCCAUUGAGCAGAAGAGAUUUUUUGAAUGGGAAGCUACCAGUAUAGUCUAAAAUUAUAAUAAUAUAAUUGAGCUGGCCCACAAAGUUGGACUCCUAAUUCUUCGUAUGCACUUG
Carassius auratus (goldfish) is the source of this 1061-nucleotide messenger RNA. Its product is annotated as mitochondrial carrier homolog 2-like. Gene Ontology annotation, biological process: positive regulation of apoptotic process. Bases 72 to 998 code for a protein of 308 amino acids. Gene Ontology annotation, cellular component: membrane; mitochondrion. The transcript is spliced from 13 exons. The record is from RefSeq and is a predicted model, not a curated record. Lineage: Eukaryota; Metazoa; Chordata; Actinopteri; Cypriniformes; Cyprinidae.